AUGUUGAAGGUACGCCUCAAUCCACACUGGAAUCCGUACGAUCGUCGUGACUCCUUCCGGCUGCAGUUGAUGUGUUUGAAGUUCCUCGGACUAUGGCCACCGGAGGAUGGCGAUCGGGCAGCACGCCUACGGCACACCGCUUACGGUUGGGGUCUGCGAGUGUUGUUCAUGUACCUGUACACGCUGACACAAGCACUAUACUUCAAGGAUGUGAAGGAUAUCAAGGAGCUGGCGAACGCCAUGUUUGUGCUGAUGACGCAGGUUACGCUGAUCUACAAGUUGGAGAAGUUUAACUACAACAUCCCGCGCAUUCAGAGGUGCCUCCGUAAGCUGAACUGCACACUGUACCAUCCGAAGGGGCACGACGAGCACGGACCCGUCCUGCGCUCGAUAAGCAACGUCUACUGGCUGAUGAUCUUUCUCACGUUUAUGGCCUACACCACCAUCUGCAUGUGGGUGGUAUCGCCGGCGUUCGAAAACGAGCGCCGGUUGCCUGUUCCGGCCUGGUUUCCGUUCAACUAUCACCACUCGGAUGUGACCUACGUCUUGCUGUUCCUCUACCAAACGAUCGGGAUAUUCAUGAGCGCAACCUACAACUUUUCCACCGACACCAUGUUUUCCGGCUUCAUGCUGCACACCACGGGACAGCUCGCGCGCUUGGGUGGCAUGGUGAGAAAGAUAGGGCAUAGUGUUGGCCCGGAGAAGAAAGAGUCGCUGCUGGCGUUCGAAAGCGAUCGCGAAUGGAAAGCCAUUCGGAGCGAGGUUGAACGCCACUCGAGAGCGCACGGAAAACCCUAUGGCGAGUUGGUCGAGUGCGUGAUAUUGCACCAGGACAUUCUAAGUUUCAUCGAUGAAGUGCAGGACAUAUUUCAGGGGUCCAUCUUUGCCCAAGUGUGCGCCUCGGUGAUCAUCAUAUGCAUGACGCUGCUGCAAGCCACCGGCGAUGACGUCACGAUGGCCGAUCUGGUGUCCUAUGCACUCUAUCUGCUCGUGAUGACCUCGCAAGUGCUCAUCUUCUGCUGCGUUGGCAAUGAAAUUUCGUACGAGACCAACAAGUUUACAGAAUUUAUCGGCUUUUCCAACUACUACACGUUCGACAAACCCGCGAGCCAGGCCGCUAUAUUCUUUAUGCAAAGGACAAUGAAGGAUACGCGCAUCCAGGUGGGAAAUGUGCUGCGUGUCACACUGAACCUGCACACCUUUCUGCAGAUUCUCAAAUUGUCGUACUCCUAUUUGGCGGUUCUUCAGAGUAUGGAGUAA
This is a messenger RNA of Anopheles bellator, 1260 nucleotides long. Its product is annotated as odorant receptor Or1-like. Bases 1 to 1260 code for a protein of 419 amino acids. Gene Ontology annotation, biological process: sensory perception of smell; detection of chemical stimulus involved in sensory perception of smell. The record is from RefSeq and is a predicted model, not a curated record. Gene Ontology annotation, cellular component: plasma membrane. NCBI's taxonomy places the organism in Eukaryota, Metazoa, Arthropoda, Insecta, Diptera, Culicidae. Gene Ontology annotation, molecular function: odorant binding; olfactory receptor activity. The transcript is spliced from 7 exons.